ACGAGCACAAUGAGGGCGGAACUGAAACAGGCCCAGAGAAACGACCUGGAGAAACUCGCUACCGAAAAGGUUAAGGGCAAUGUCGAGGGCGACACACCCAAGGAUGUUGACCUCCUCACCUUGGAGGACAUACGCGACCAGAUUAGGCACAUUGAGAAGGCGAUUGCCACUAAGGAGUUACACUACAUAACUCGGGUCUUGCGCAGCAUUGUGCCCAUUCGUCGCAAGCUCAAUCAAAACGUCCUUCGUAGCCUUGUUCAGGCCUACUUUCCCCCGCAGUCCCCACAGUGGACUUAUUUUAUGGAGUUCCUCCCAGAGGUCGGUUUUACCUAUUACGCUAUGGAUACCGGGACAAAAUUUUCUGUCCCCAGGGUCAAAUCUCCCCGGUCUAAUGUCCCCAUUCCUCCUGAAGUAGAGGUCUACUUGCAUCUUCUACUGCUCAUCCAUCUUAUCGAUGAGGGGAAAUCAUCGCAGGCGACCAAAUGUUCAUCACUCCUGAUGGAACGCACGCAAGACGUCAAUCGACGUACCAUGGCCCUCCUGUCCAGCCGUUGCUUCUUCUAUCACGGUCGUGCUUUUGAACUCGACGGUAGACUGGAGGAGAUCAGACCGUUUUUGCAUUCUCGUUUGCGAACAGCCACGCUGAAAAAUGAGCACGAUUGCCAAGCUGUGCUGAUCAACCUUCUGUUGCGAAAUUACCUGCACUACAAUUUGCACGAUCAGGCCAACAAGCUGAUAAGUCGCGUUGAGUUUCCCGAAAGUGCUCCAAAUAAUGAAUGGGCUCGAUACCUGUACUACUUAGGUUUCAUAAAAGCUAUUCAACUGGACUACAAUGCCGCGCAUGAUCAUUUGGUGUCGGCUCUUCGCAAGGCUCCCCGACAGACGGCGGUGGGCUUUAAGCAUGCUCUGCACAAGUUGAACACCGUAGUUGAACUUCUUCUCGGUGAACAGCCGGAUCGUGGCACUUUCAGACAGCCCGAACUCAAGGCUGCUUUGCAACCAUACUUUCAGCUCACGCAGACAAUUCAUUCAGGCGACUUGGGGCAAUUUAGCCAGGUUCUCAAAAAGCAUGCCACCCAGUUUACUCGUGACAAAACCUACUCACUCAUUGUGCGUCUCCAUCACAACGUAAUCAAGACCGGUGUCAGGCGAAUUUCCCUGAGCUAUUCAAAAAUAUCACUUGCUGAUGUCGCGAACAAGCUGCAGCUCGGCGAAGCGGAUGAUGCGGAGUACAUCGUUGCAAAGGCCAUCCGCGAUGGUGUGAUGGAGGCUAUCGUGGACCGUGACCAAGGAUGCAUGAUCACGACAGAAGCCAGUGACCUUUAUUCUACCCGCGAGCCCAUGGACCAGUUCCAUCAGCGCAUUCGAUUUUGUUUGGGUAUUCGCAAUCAAGCAAUUAAGGCCAUGCGUUAUCCACCAAAGCAAUACAGCAAAGACCUGGAAUCAGCUGAGGAGCGUCGGGAGAGAGAACAGCAAGAGCUCGAAAGUGCGAAGGAAUUGUCGGAAGAGGAUUUUGAUGGAUUUCCCUGA
This is a messenger RNA of Dibothriocephalus latus, 1530 nucleotides long. The record is from the annotation of a GenBank genome assembly. Lineage: Eukaryota; Metazoa; Platyhelminthes; Cestoda; Diphyllobothriidea; Diphyllobothriidae.